This is a messenger RNA of Papaver somniferum (opium poppy), 1501 nucleotides long. Its product is annotated as glutelin type-D 1-like. Gene Ontology annotation, molecular function: nutrient reservoir activity. The record is from RefSeq and is a predicted model, not a curated record. Bases 318 to 1391 code for a protein of 357 amino acids. Lineage: Eukaryota; Viridiplantae; Streptophyta; Magnoliopsida; Ranunculales; Papaveraceae. The transcript is spliced from 2 exons.
CUUGAGCUUCAUGUACAUACAUUGUUCUAAAACAGCUUCACCCCCACCAAAAAAAAAAAAAGAACUCGUGUCUCGUCAAGCUUGGGGUCUCCUUGUCUUCCAGCUUUCUCACCAGACAAGCCUAUGGCACGAGUUGAAUCAAGUUUAAGCUUCGGUCCCUCAGAUGCAGAACCUGAAGGCAUGAACCACCAACCUGAGAUAUACUGUGGCGAACGCACAAGGAUGGUGCAGUAUUUCUUUUGGCAACAUGUGCAGUUGGCCCACUGAUAUUUUUGUGCCUGCCAACAGAGGAACACACGCAUCAUACAAGAGAGAUAAUGGAGAUUGAUUUGACACCCAAAUCGUCUAAGUCUGUAUACGGAAGUGAUGGCGGAUCAUACUUCUCAUGGUCACCAUCUGAUCUUCCUAUGCUCAAAGAAGGUAACAUUGGAGCAUCCAAGAUUUCUCUCCAGAAGAAUGGUUUAGCUAUGCCUAGCUAUUCUGAUUCCGCCAAGGUUGCGUAUGUUCUUCAAGGAAGCGGUACUGCUGGUAUUAUCCUUUAUGAAGCUGAGAAGGAGAAGGUGAUUGCAGUCAAAGAGGGUGAUGCUAUUGCUUUACCUUUCGGUGUUGUCACUUGGUGGUUUAACAAAGAAGAUACAGAACUUGUUAUUUUGUUCAUGGGUGAUACCUCGAAAGGUCACAAAGCUGGUGAGUUUACCGAAUUCGCUUUAACCGGCGCUAAUGGCAUUUUCACUGGAUUUACCACUGAGUUUGUUAGUCGGGCUUGGGAUUUGGAAGAAGACAAGGUUAAGGAGCUUGUUGGAAGCCAAAAGAGCACCGGAAUCAUUAAGUUGAAAGAUGGCUUUCAGAUGCCAGAGCCUAGUGAGGAAGACAGGAAAGGGAUGGCUUUGAACUGCUUAGAAGCGCCUCUUGAUGUCGUUAUCAAGAACGGCGGGCGUGUUGUGGUUCUGAACACCAAGAACUUGCCAUUGGUUGAACAAGUUGGACUUGGAGCUGAUCUUGUCAGGAUCGAUGCUGGAUCAAUGUGCUCGCCUGGAUUCUCCUGUGAUUCAGCUUACCAGGUUACAUAUAUUGUUCGGGGUAGCGGCCGUGCUCAGAUUGUCGGUGUUGAUGGCAAGCGCAAGAUGGAGAUAAGAGUCCAAGCUGGUAACUUGUUUAUUGUCCCAAGGUUCUUCGUGGUCUCGAAAAUUGCAGAUGAGGAGGGUAUGGAUUGGUUUUCCAUCAUCAGUACUCCAAACCCGAUAUUCUGCCACUUAGCAGGAAAGACAUCAGUCUGGAAAGCAUUGAAUCCUCAAGUUCUUGAAGCUUCAUUCAACGUCGCACCCGAAGCAGAGAAGCAUUUCCGUUCCAAGAGGACUAAUGCUGAAAUCUUCUUCCCUGCACCAAACUAAGAAAACUCUGGGGUUUUCCUCUUUAAAAUUUCAUAUUUAGAUUCUGUCUUGCAGACUUUAGAUUUUGAAUAUUUUCCUUUGAAUAUUUUUUAGAAUAGAUGUUAUUAGCU